Messenger RNA from Closterium sp. Naga37s-1, 8094 nucleotides. The record is from the annotation of a GenBank genome assembly. NCBI's taxonomy places the organism in Eukaryota, Viridiplantae, Streptophyta, Zygnematophyceae, Desmidiales, Closteriaceae.
AUGGAGGGUGUAGGGUUUAUGGAGGAAGUAGGGGGUGCGUUUGAAGCUCCCAAGACCCCUCAAGCGGAUGAUGAGAGUGGUGAGGUGCGUGAGUGGAAGAGAGGGAAAUUUGGGGCGGAGGAAGAAGAGGAGGACGAGGAGGAGGGGAGGGAGGAAGUGGAGAAGGAGCAAGAGGCUGAAGAGGAGGAGGUGGAGAAAGAAAGGCAGGAGGAAAUGAGCUGGCAUAGUGAAGGUAACGGUGUUGGGGAGGAGGAAUUACAGGUGGAAGCAGUGAUGGAAGGGGCUGCUGAGGUGGCAGCAGCUGACGUGGCAGCUGAUGUUGUCGUUGAUGUGGCACCUGAUGCGGCAGCUAAUGUAGUAGCUGACGUGGCGGCAUACGUAGCAACAGAUGCAGCGGUCGAGACUGAGGCAGAAACGGAAGCGGAAACAGUAGCAGAAGCUGAAGCUGGAGUUGCUGCAGGGGAAGAAGUAGGUGCCGAGUUAGAAGGAGAAGUAGUUGCAGAAGCAGCAGAAUUAGUAGCUAGAGCAGAUCUUGAGUCGGAAGUAGCAGCAAGAGAAGAAGAGCUAGAAGCAGAAGCAGAUUUGGCAACAGCGGUAGCAGCAGAAUCAGAAGUAGAAGCGGGAACAGAUUUGGCAACAACAGUGGUAGCAGCAGGAGCGGAAGUAGAAGCGGGAACAGAUUUGGCAACAACAGUGGUAGCAGCAGGAGAGGAAGUAGAAGCAGGAACAGAUUUAGAAGCAAAGUUAGCAGCAGAAGCAGGAGAGAUGCAAGCAGGAGCUGAGUCCAAAACAGUGAGAGUAGCAGAAGCAAGAGAAGUAGAAGCAGGAGCAGAGUUGGAAACAGAGUUAGCAGCAGUAGCAGCAGAGGUUGAAGCAGAGGUUGAAGCAGAGAUGGAGGCGGAGGCAGCUGCAGAAGCAGGAGAAUUUGAAGCAGGAGCAGCACUUGAGGCAGGGGGGGCAGGAGGAGCUGAGGGUGAAGCAGAAAUCGAAAUGGAAAUAUUAGAGGGGGAAACGGCUUUUGAGGCGCCUAAAAAAACGCAGGUGGCUUCAGAAGCAGCAGAUUUUGAAGCAGGAGCAGGUUUUGAGGCAGAGGUAGCAGCAGGAGCUGAGGCUGAAGCAGAAAUGGAAAUGGAGAGAGGAGAGGGGGGAGCAGAAGCAGAAGUAGAGGAGGCUGAAUUAGCAGCAGACGUAGCAGCAGACGAGGAGGCUAUGCUCCCGAGAGAGGCUGGAUUGGAGGCAGAGGCAGAAGGCAUUCCAGCAGAUGCGGAGGCAGAAACAGAGACAGAAACACGAGCAGAUGAAAAGGCUAUGCUGCAGGAAGCGGCUGAGGCGGAGGUAGGAGCAGACGAAUCUGAGUUAGCAGCAGCUGCAGCAGCAGAUGUAGAGGUAGAGGUAAGAGCCGAUGAGGAAGUUACGCUUCAGGGAAAGGCUGGGGUGGAGUUGGAGGUAGAGGCAGGAGCAACAGAGGCAGUAGAAACCCCAACAGCAGCAGAUGCAGCAGCAGGCGUAGCAGCUGGUGCGGAAGCAGAAACAGAGGCAGAGGGAGCAGAGGAAAUGGAGGUAAGAGGGGAGGAGGUAGAGGAAGGAGGAGAGGAAGCGGAGGGAGGAGGAGAGGAGGUGGAGAUAGGAGGAGAGGAAGCGGAGGGAGGAGGAGAGGAGGUGGAGGUAGGAGGAGAGGAGGUGGAGGUAGGAGGAGAGGAAGCGGAGGGAGGAGGAGAGGAAGCGGAGGCAGGAGGAGAGGAAGCGGAGGCAGGAGGAGAGGAGGUGGAGGUAGGAGGAGAGGAGGUAGAGGGAGGAGCAGAGGAGGCAGAGGCAGAGAUAGAGGCUGAGGGAGAGACGGUUGUGUACUUGGAAACAGGUGACGGAAUAGGAGAAGCUGCUGGGAUGGAGGCAGAGGGAGCAGAGGAGGUGGAGAUAGGAGGAGAGGAAGCCGAGGGAGGAGGAGAGGAGGUAGGAGGAGAGGAGGUAGGAGGAGAGGAGGUAGGAGGAGAGAAGGUUGCUGCUCUUCAUCCACCCAAAAGCAGCUCCAUUCUGACCACCCCCACUCUUGCUGCCCUCCCCACUGCUCCUGAGUCGACUCAAAAGGUAGGAGGAGAGGAGGUAGGAGGAGAGGAGGUAGAAGGAGAGGAGGCGGAGGUAGGAGGAGAGGAAGCGGAGGUAGGAGGAGAGGAGGUAGAAGGAGAGGAGGCGGAGGUAGGAGGAGAGGAAGCGGAGGUAGGAGGAGAGGAGGUGGAGGUAGGAGGAGAGGAGGUUGGUGCUCUGCAUCCACCCAGAAGCACGGCCACUGGGCUGGACACAGCCCAUGCGCUGGUGGUGUCUCUUGCCCUGCAACGAGCUAAGGCCCGCGCUGCUGCUGCCGCUCCUGCUGUGGCUGCUGCAGCUACUGCUAUUGCUGCUGCUGCUGCUUCGGCUGCUGCUGCUGCUUCGGUCGCUGCUGCUUCGGUCGCUCCUGCUUCUGUCGCUCCUGCUGCUGCUCUUGCUGCUGCUCUAGCUGCCGCUCCUGCUGCUCCUGCUCCUGCUUCUGCUGGUGGUAGCGCUGCUGCCCUUGCCACAUCUACUGCGACUGCGCCUUCCACCCCUGCUGCUGCUUCCCUUGGAUGGCCCGCAACAGCACAGGCCACGUCAUCACCACCAAUGGCAUCACUGAGAUUGCAACCACCACUAGCAGCACCACCGCUAGCACCACUAGCAGCAGCACCACUGGCACCACCAUCGCUAGCACCACCGCCACUAGCACCACGACCACCACCACCAUCCCGAAUCCGAUCACCAUGGGGGGAUGAGGAGCUGCCUCCAGCAGCAGCAGCAGCGGUAUGUGUAGCUGCAUGGCAUGCAUGGGCCGGCGGUGCCGGCAUGGGGCGAGCCACGCCUGCUCUUGCUCCUCUGCCUGCUCCUGCCCUUGCCCCGCUGCCUCCUCUUGCCCCUCUGCCUGCUCUCGCUCCGCUACCUUCGGUUCCUUUUACCGCUGCCAAUAGAAAGCCUGCUGCAGCGGCAGCUUUCGAGGUGUCUCAUAAGUCAGCAGGUGCUGUUGGUGCUGUCGAUAGUAAGCCUGCUGCAUUGGCACCGGCGGGGGGAGAAGCAGUAGGGCUAGUUUCAGCAAGUGGGGUGGGGAGAGGGAUUGGCAGAGAGAAGACAGCAGUGUGUGGAGCCAGCACCUUGGGUAGUGGAGGAGAGAUUGGGAGGAUUUCCGAGGCUCCUCACGAAGCAGGUGCUGCUGCUACAGCGGUUGAGAUAGACGGAGGGAUUGGCAGAGAGGAGGUGAUGGGUGGGGCUUGCAAGCAGGGGAGGGGAGGAGCUGGGAUUGGCGUUGAGGAAAUGGAGGAUGUAUCCCGCCUUCCCCCCAUAGGUGCAGCUGCUUCUCUCCCCCCCAUUGGCGCAGCAGCAUCUCUUCCCCCCAUCCUUCCCCACAUGCCCCACUCUUUCCCCUUCAACCCCUUUCUCCCCUUCCCCCUUGGCCCCUUCCCUCCCCUUGGUUACAACUCGGGUUACCACCAGCUCACUCCCGCUCAAAUGCUCUUCCUUAACAGAACUGCUGGAUUUGGAAAUGUUUCUACUUUUGGAAAUGUUUCCAAUUGGGGAAAUGCUGGGCCUGGUGCAGCUGGUGAGGGGAAUCGGUUUCCUGGUGCUGCUGGUGAGGGGAAUCGUUUUCCUGGUGCUGCUGGUGAGGGGAAUCGUUUUCCUGGUGCUGCUGGUGAGGGGAAUCGUUUUCCUGGUGCUGUUGAUGCAGUUGAUUCAGAAGCGAGCGUGGAUGUGAGGGAGAUGACGCGAGUCAAGAAGGCAGAUGAGGUGGAAGCAGGUGUGAGUGUGCUGAAAACGCUGCUUGGUUAUGGGACGGAUGAGGAGGAAGAAGAGGAGGAGGGAGGUAAGGGAGGGGAAGGAGAUGAGGCAGUAGGAAAGGAAGAUGGUGCUACUGUGGCUGCAGCUGCUGCUGUAUUUGAGGCGCCGAAACAAUCAGUAGUGACAGCAACAUCUGUCAUGGUCACUACAACUGCUACUGCUUUUGAGGCGCCUCAAAAACAGGGGCUUAAGACAUCGGCGGAGGAAGAGAAUGGGGCCGGUGGGGCGAGUGGUGUGAGGAAAGGGGUUGGAGCAGCAGGAGAGGGGGACGAGGAGAGAGUGAAAAGUCAGAAGGGCGUUGCAUUGGGGGAAGAGGCUGGGAGGAAGCAGGAAGGUGGGGCUGCUGGGGCGAGUGGGGCUGCUGGGGCGAGUGGGGUCGGUGGGGCCGGUGGGGCCAGUGGUGUGAGGAAAGGGGGUGGAGCAGCAGGAGAGUGGAAGGAGGAGAGAGUGAAAAGUCAGAAGGGCGUUGCAUUGGGGGAAGAGGCUGGGAGGAAGGAGGAAGGUAGGGUCGGUGGGGCGAGUGGAGUGAGGAAAGGGAAUGGAGCAGCAGGAGAGGGGGACGAGAAUGUGAAAAGUCAGAAGGUCGCUGAAUCGGUAGAAGUGACAGGGAAAAAGGAGGAGGAGGGUGUGGCAGGUCGGGCCGGUGGGACACGUUGGGUUGAUGGGGCUGGUGGGGUGCGAAACGGGAGUGGCGCAGUAGAGGGGGAAGAAGAGAGAGGAGAAGGGCGAAAAGGGUCUGAGGUGGAACACAAGUCAGGGAGGGAAGGGGAGAGGGGGGGGGAUGGUGCGCAGAGAGAGGGUGGGGCAAGAGGAGGAGGAGGAGGAGGAGUGGGGGGAGGGGGAGGUGGUGGUGAGGGAAGAGUGGGAGGAGAACGUGAGAGUAAGGGCGGUAAGGACGGAAAGAGUGGCAGUAAAGCGAAUGGCAAAAGCAGUGGUAACAAUCGGGAUGCUGGCAGGGGGAGCGGUGGUGGUGCUGGUGGUGGUGGUAGUGGCAGGGGAGAGAAGGCGGGACAGAGAGUAGGAUCGACCAGAAAUGGAGGGAUAGUUGGUGGUGGAGGGGGUGGUGGGGGGGGUGGUGGUGAUGAUGAUGGGGAUGGUGAUGAUAAUGCUAGGGAUUGGGACCGGAAACGAGCUCUGGGGAGUGAUAAGGGCAAGGGAGGGAGGAGGAAAGGGGAAGAGGAGGAGGAGGGUGAGGAAGGAAGGGAGAAGAAGCGAAGGAAGGAGGUGGAGAAGCGUGGGGAGGGGAGAGACGCGAAGAGAGGUGAGGAACAGGGGAGAGACGCGAAGGGAGGUGAGGAACAGGGGAGAGACGCGAAGAGAGGUGAGGAACAGGGGAGAGACGCGAAGAGAGGUGAGGAACAGGGGAGAGACGCGAAGAGAGGUGAGGAACAGGGGAGAGACGCGAAGAGAGGUGAGGAACAGGGGAGACGAAAUGUAGAGAUAGAGAAGGGUGGGAAGGUGGAGGGUAAGGGAGGUGGUGUGUGUGUGGGUCAUCAAGGGGAGGAGAGGAGGGAGGAGAAGAUGGAGGAGAGGAGAGAGGAGAGGAGGGAGGAGAAGAGGGAUGAGAAGAGGGAUAAGAAGAAAGAGGAAAGCGGACGGAGUGAUAAGAGAAAGGAGGAGGAUAGAAGACGGGAGGAGGUUAGGCAACGGGAGGAGGAUAGGAGAAGGGAGGAGGAUAGGAAAAGGGUUGAAAAGGGAGGACGAAAGGAGGAGGAUAAAGGAAAAAGGGAGGAAGAUAAGGGGAGGGGGGAUGCAAAAGGAAGGAAUGGGGAAGGGAGAAAAGAGGAUCUCAGGAGAAAGGAGGAUGAUAAGAAACGGGAGGAGGAUAAGCGAAAUACGGACGAACGGGGAAUGGAGGAGGGAAAGAGAAAGGAAGAGGAGAGAAGAAGGGAGGACGAGGAGAGGAAGCAGGAGGGAAAGAGAAAGGAGGAGGGAAGGAGAAGGGAGGAGGGAAGGAGAAAGGAUGAGGAAAGGAGAUCGGAGGAGGAAAGGAAAAGGGAGGUGGUUGGUAAGGAUAGUGGAAGUGAGAGGGCGGGUGUUUUGCACAGAAGGGAAGAGGACAGAAGGGGUGUUUUGCAGAUGAGGGAAGAGGGCAGAAGGGGUGUUUUGCAGAUGAGGGAAGAGGGUAGACGGGGUCUUUUGCAGAGGGAGGGUAAGGUGGGCGAGUUGGAAGAGGUGAGGAGGGAUGAGAGGAAAGAGGAGAGGAGGGAGGAAAAGAAGGAUGGGAGGAAAGAGGAAAGGAAGGAUGAGAGGAAAGACGAGAGGAGGGAUGAGAGGAAAGAGGAGAAGAGGGAUAAUCAGAGUGUUAAGGAGGCAGGAGAAAGGGAUAAAGAGAAGGGGGAGAGUAUAAGUGGGGCGAGAAAAGAAGGGGAGAAGGAGCAAAAGGAGAAGAGAGGACGAUUGGAUGGGAAGGAGCAUGAGCAGAAGAGGGAAGGAAGAGGCAUGGAUCACGAUACAGAGGAGGAGAGGAAGAGGAGGAAGGUGGAGGAGGAAGGGCACUGUCACGUGCCAGUGGGGGCAGAGAUGGAGAGAAGGGAGAGGAAAAGGGGAGAGAAGGAGAUUAAGGAGAAGGAGAAGAGGGAGAAGGAGAGGAGGGACAAGGAGAGGGAAGAGAAGGAGAGGAGGGAGAACGAGAGGGGAGAGAAGGAGAGGAGGGAGAGGGAAAGGGGAGAGAAGGAGAGGAGGGAGGGGGAAAGGGAAGAGAAGGAGAGGAGGGAGAACGAGAGGGGAGAUAAGGAGAGGAAGGAGGGGGAGAGGGGGGUAAAAGAGAGGAGUGAGCAGGAGACGAGAGGGAAGGAGAGACGAGAGGAAGGGAGAGAGAAUGAGAGAAGAGAAAAGGAGAGGAGAGAAAAGGAGGGGAGAGAAAAGGAAGGGAAAGGAGAAAAGGAGGAGAGGAGAGAAGCAGUGGAGAGGGGAAAAGGUGAGGAAAGUAAGGACAAAGAGACCAGGAGAGAAGGGGAUACUAGGGGAACGGAUAAGCAUGACAAUAAGAAGAUGCGUGACGAGAGUAAGACGCAUGGUGAUGGGAAGAAGGAAGAGGGUAGGGAGGAUGGGAGGGGUGAAAAGCUUGGGCGAGUGUCUGAGACACGUCAGAAAAUGGAGAAGGGUGUGGGGAAGGAGGAGGGAAGGGAUGUGGGGAAAGGGGAUGGAGGGCAUGGGAAGCGGCAAAGGGAGCGUGAGUGCAGUGAGGAGGAAACUUCAAGUGAUAGUGAUUUCAGUGAGAGUGAUUCUAGUGAGAGUGAUUCGACUGAGGAUAGUUCUCAGGAGGGAGGGUUGAAGAAGAGGAGGAGGAGGGGCGGAAAGAAGGAGGACAGGAGAGGAAAGCGGGUGAAGGGGAAGGGAAAAGGGAAAGUGAAGGGGAAGAGGGAAAAGGAAAACGAAAAGGGAAAGGAGAAAGGGAAGAAGAAAUCUGGGAGGGAGAAGGAGGGGGGUGAGGAGGGAAAGGCAGGGAAGGCAAUCAAGAACGAGGUGGGAGAUUUGGAGGAGGAGGAGGAGAAGGAGGAAGCGGAGGGCAUGAGCCCGCCUUUUCCCAGUGGAGGGGGUUUUCCAAGUAGUGGGGGUGCGUUCCCUGGUGGCAGCGGCAGUUUGUUGCACACCCCAGGCGUUCCAACCCCCCUUGCUGCACCGCACCAUACCCAUGCCAACCCCCUUGCACUGCAUCAAACACACACCAACCCGCUAGUAGCACACCAUGCACUGCUGCAAGCCCUGCGUGCUGCUCCCCGUCCCCCCCACUCAGGCGGGACAAGUGGAUUCAAUAUAGGCACAGGUGCCUCCGCCGGUGGUUCGGCCGAACCUGGAACUGGCUCCGGCGGCCUGGGUGCAGGUGGUGAGGUGGAGCGGCAGGAGGGGGAGGGAUUGGGGGAGGGUGACGGGGAAGAGGAGGGGGAGGGGAGGGAGGGUAGGAGGAAGGUGCAUUUUUCAGAUGACAUGGAGGGAGGGGAGGGAGGAGAAGGAGGGGAGGGAGGGGAGGGGGGGGAGGGGGGGGAGGAAUGGGAGGAGAUGGAAGGGGAUGAGGAGGAAGAGGGAGAGGAGGGGGGAGAGAGGAGGGUGAGGAGGAAGAAGGGAGUGGUGAUUGACGAUCGAUACCUGGUUGAUGUGAAAGACGUCAAGAACAGUGUGAAAGAAGCAAUCAAGGCGAUGCGCAGCAGGAGCAGCAUCAACCGGCGAGUUGCUUCCCUCACCACUCUGGGCGUGUCAGGGCCAGCAGCCAGGGCAGCGGAGCAGUCACAGCUCUCUUACUCCUUCCUCUUCUAA